Lolium rigidum is the source of this 1337-nucleotide messenger RNA. Its product is annotated as CBL-interacting protein kinase 6-like. Bases 3 to 1337 code for a protein of 444 amino acids. The record is from RefSeq and is a predicted model, not a curated record. Gene Ontology annotation, biological process: protein phosphorylation; signal transduction. NCBI's taxonomy places the organism in Eukaryota, Viridiplantae, Streptophyta, Magnoliopsida, Poales, Poaceae. The transcript has a single exon. Gene Ontology annotation, molecular function: protein kinase activity; ATP binding.
GCAUGGCGGCGGCGGCGGCGGCGGACGGGAAGAAGGGCGGGGUGCUGCAGGGGCGGUACGAGAUGGGCCGUGUGCUGGGCCACGGCAACUUCGGGCGCGUGCACGUCGCCCGGGAUCUGAGGACCGGGCAGAGCGUGGCGGUGAAGGUGGUCGCCAAGGAGAAGGUCGUGCGCGCCGGGAUGGUGGAGCAGAUCAAGCGGGAGAUCGCCGUGAUGAAGCGCGUCUCCCACCCCAACAUCGUCGAGCUCCACGAGGUGAUGGCCACGCGCUCCAAGAUCUACCUGGCGCUCGAGCUCGUCCGCGGCGGCGAGCUCUUCGCCCGGAUCGUGCGGUCCGGGCGCGUCAAGGAGGACGUCGCGCGCCUCUACUUCCGCCAGCUCAUCUCCGCCGUCGACUUCUGCCACGCGCGCGGCGUCUACCACCGCGACCUCAAGCCGGAGAACCUGCUCCUCGACGAGGCGGGGAACCUCAAGGUGGUCGACUUCGGCCUUAGCGCGCUCGCCGACCACGCCCGCGCCGACGGGCUCCUCCACACCCUCUGCGGCACGCCGGGCUACGCCGCGCCGGAGGUGCUCCAAGACAAGGGCUACGACGGCGCCAAGGCCGACCUCUGGUCCUGCGGCGUCAUCCUCUACGUGCUCCUCGCCGGCUCCCUCCCGUUCCAGGACGACAACAUCGUCACCAUGUACACGAAGGUGCAGCGCGGUGACUACCGCUGCCCGCCGUGGCUCUCCACGGACGCGCGCAGGCUCAUCCCCAGGCUGCUCGACCCCAACCCCGCCACCCGCAUCACCGUCGCGGAGCUCGUCGAGAUGCCGUGGUUUAAGAAGACGUCCAUCGCCAGGCCUGUAAGCGUGGAGCCGCCAGUCGAUCCUGCGCGCGCCAAGGAGGCCGGCGACAAGGACGAGCCCGAGACGAUGAAUGCGUUCCACCUGAUAUCACUCUCCGAGGGAUUCGACCUCUCGCCGCUGUUCGAGGGCCGCUCGUCGACCGGGCGGCGGGAGGGCGGCAUGCUGUUCGCGACGCGGGAGCCGGCGAGAGGCGUGGUCUCCCGGCUCGAGGAGGUCGCUGCGCGUGGCGGCGGGCAGAUGCGUGUCACCAAGAGCGGCGCCGGGGGCGUGCGCUUCGAGGGCGCGGGGCGUGGCGGGCCUAAAGGCCGGCUCGCCGUCGCAGCCGAGAUCUUCAGCGUGACUCCUUCUGUUCUCGUGGUCGACGUCAAGAAGGACGGGGGCGACACACUCGAGUACCGCUCCUUCUGCAGCGAGCACCUCCGGCCGGCGCUGCAGGACAUCGUGUGGGCUGCCGAUCCCCCUGCAUCAGUCGCACUCGCUGUCUGA